Aureobasidium melanogenum CBS 110374 is the source of this 762-nucleotide messenger RNA. RefSeq lists its product as uncharacterized. The coding region runs from base 1 to 762 and encodes 253 amino acids. The record is from RefSeq and is a predicted model, not a curated record. Lineage: Eukaryota; Fungi; Ascomycota; Dothideomycetes; Dothideales; Saccotheciaceae. The transcript has a single exon.
AUGCAAACCAAGUGCCUGCUUCAGAAUGAAGCGAAUGGCUUUGGUUGGAGGGAUGUGGCCGAUGAAAAGAGCGAAAUCGUCAAAGAGCAGAAGCGAGAUAUCGAAAACAUGAAACGCAAGAUCGAUGCUGGGAAGCACUUGGAGAUCAAUCAUCGAGACCUGCGAAGAGACUAUGACACUCUGGAGAGACACUUCAAGGAAUUGGAACAAGAUUACGGCAAACUGAGAUAUGAAAAGACAAAAUUCGACAAGAAGAGGCACGAUCUGGAAACUCGUCUUGAUCGCAGAACACAAGAGUGUCGGAAAGCAAAACACGCUCUGGAACACGUGUCACAUUUGUUGAUGCAGAAGCCCUCUACGAAUGCUCAAUCUUGGGUCUAUUCCUUCACUGGUCUGACCAGGACUCUGAAGGACGUUCUUGACUGUGCGAGUAAUGGGCAUGAUCUCCCACCCGUCGUGUAUUCCUACCUCCAGGAUCAAUUCACCACGACCAUGACCUCUCUGUGCAUGGUCAAUGACAUUCAAUUCAACAUAGCAGUCAUCGACUAUGCAUCUGGCAACACUUGUGUGCAGCAGAAAGUAUGCGGUUUGGCAGCAACGGUACCUAGACAUCGAGCUGGAGCAUGCGAGUCUUGUGUAAUGCUGCAGCGCAUCUGUCUGCAGAAAGAGGACUACUACCUUAUCGUGGUCGUUCCACUGCCAAAACAUCUGCGGCGUGGAAAGAAGGUCGAAGAAUUGGGCUACUGGGUUCAAGGGUGGUAG